AUUUCAUAAAGUUUGGGUCAAAAGCCAGAACGAUUUUCAAGACUCCCUAAUGUACUACUAUAAACGAUAGGCUGCAUAGAGUGUAUAUAAACAUUGUACAUGUAUAUACAUUUGUCUCAUCUGACUCGUCUUUGAUUUGAACAAUGGGAAUGAAGGGCGCCAUUUUUGUGCUCGCUAUUGGUGUAGCUGUUGUAUAUUUGUCGAGAUACAACCGAGGCAAUGACGAGCCUGUCUCACUCAAUGCUACCUAUGAUUACAUAAUACUGGGGGCUGGAUCUGCAGGAUGUGUUCUUGCAAACAGACUUUCGGAAGACCCAGAAUCCUCUGUGCUCCUCAUAGAAGCUGGAGGUUCCGAAGAUGACAACUUUAACAUAAGUAUUCCUAUUGCGUCUGGAAUGCUUCAGAAAACGGAACAGGAUUGGAAAUACCAAACUAUACCUCAGAAGAAGGCUUGCUUAGCAUUGCAUGAGAAGAGGAGUGCUUGGCCUAGGGGAAGGGCCUUAGGAGGUACAAGUAAUCUGAACUACAUGCAGUACGUCCGGGGCAGUCGCCAUGACUACGAUGGGUGGGCCAAGGAGGGAUGUAGGGGGUGGAGCUACAAGGAUGUCCUCCCGUACUUCAUAAAGUCGGAGGACAUUCAAAUUCCUGAACUCCAAAACUCAGAAUAUCACGGAAAAGGUGGUUAUUUAUCGGUCAGCGAUGGGACGUCAACCCCUCUCAGUAAGAAUGCAUAUGCGCCGGCAAUGAAAGAAAUUGGUCUGCCUUUUACAGACUGUAAUGGGAAGUCACAGAUAGGGUAUUGCAAUUCCCAAGAAACAAUCAGAAAUGGAGAGCGGGCCAGCACAGUUAAAGCCUUCCUGAGGCCUGUCAUGGACCGCAAAAAUCUGCAUGUGUCAAUGAAAUCCUUUGUGACUAAGAUUCUAAUCAAGGACAAGAAGGCAGUAGGAGUAUCAUUCAUAAAAGACAACAAGAAAUAUAUCAUUAUGGCAAAAAAGGAGGUCAUAUUGUCUGCUGGAUCAGUCAAUUCACCACAGAUCCUUAUGCUGUCAGGGAUUGGUCCAAAGAAACACCUAGAGGAGAAAGGGAUUCCCGUUGUAGCUGAUUUACCUGUUGGUGAUAAUUUACAAGACCACAUCAUGACAUUUAUUGAUUUCCAUGACAACACUUCAAGUGCACUCAACAAAGACACCCACAUGGCACCCUUCAACAUUAUCAAGUACUUGCUAUUCAAGAAAGGUAUUAUGAGCAAGUCCCAGCUGGAAGGGACAGCAUUCUUGGCUGAUGGAGAUAACCUCCCUCCAUACUUUCAGUUACAUUUCUUCAGUUUGAUGUAUGAACCUGAAUUCAUCAAUUUGUAUAUUGAUCUGCUGAAUUAUGAUCGAAAGUAUACAGAUGGAAAACGAAAAGAAUUUCAAAGCACUAUAGACAGAAAUUUAAGAACGUUUAUCAUUCUACCGAUUCUUCUUCACCCAAAGAGUAAGGGUUCUAUUCGCCUACAGAGUGAUGAUCCUUUUGAUCCGCCUCUUAUAGAUCCAAAUUACUUGGAUCACCCAGAUGAUGUCAAAACUAUGCUGAGAGGAAUCAGAGAAGUAUUAAAACUAGGUGACACAAAAACUUUCAAAUCAAUUGGUGCCUCGACACAGGAUCCAUUUGAUGCUUAUACUCCUGAUUGUGAUGGUUUUCAGAAGAACUCUGGCGACUAUUGGAUUUGUAGAAUCAAACACUACACAUUUACAGUGUAUCAUCCCACAAGUACCUGCAGGAUGGGUGCUAAGGACGAUCCUACAGCUGUGGUAGACCCAGAACUGAGAGUCAAAGGGAUCCAGAACCUUCGCGUUGUGGAUGCUUCCGUCAUGCGCAAUGUGCCCUCGGGAAAUACAAACGCCCCGACGAUAAUGAUUGCAGAGAAAGCAGCAGAUUUGAUAAGGAAUAUAGAUAGUGUAAAAUAUUUAAGAGAAAGAACCGAUAAAUUGUAAUUCUGUGAUGAUGAUGAUGAUAAUGAUGAUGAUGAUUAUGAUGAAUGUAUUGGUUGAUACUUGAUAGUUGAUUAAUGAAAACAUUAUGGCAGUGUUUGAUUGACAAAAUGUUUUGAGCAGAUGGUGUGAAUGCAUAUAUUAUAAGAAUAUGUCUAAAUAUGUAUAUAAAUUUUUUAUUAUUGUUUUGAAAAUUAAUGUGUACAUGAACAUGCAUACACCAGUUCAUAUAAGUUUAAAAAAUGUGAUAUUGCUUAGUGUAUCCGUAGAGAUAAGAACAGAAAAUUGUUACUCAAAAUAAUGAUAUUUUGUAAAUCAGCUUUUAAUCAUGGAACUUUAAGUAGGUGCUAGCUACUAGUAUUACAAUAAUUAUUUUGGUUAUAUGAUAUACAUAGAUAUCAUUGAAUUAUAGUUAUAGUUCUAAUAAACAAAUACCAUACAAAUG
Messenger RNA from Magallana angulata, 2418 nucleotides. Its product is annotated as alcohol dehydrogenase [acceptor]-like. Bases 144 to 1976 code for a protein of 610 amino acids. Gene Ontology annotation, molecular function: oxidoreductase activity, acting on CH-OH group of donors; flavin adenine dinucleotide binding. The record is from RefSeq and is a predicted model, not a curated record. The transcript is spliced from 12 exons. NCBI's taxonomy places the organism in Eukaryota, Metazoa, Mollusca, Bivalvia, Ostreida, Ostreidae.